This is a messenger RNA of Bradysia coprophila, 722 nucleotides long. RefSeq names its product transmembrane protein 256 homolog. The record is from RefSeq and is a predicted model, not a curated record. Gene Ontology annotation, cellular component: membrane. NCBI's taxonomy places the organism in Eukaryota, Metazoa, Arthropoda, Insecta, Diptera, Sciaridae.
UCAUAUUUCAUAACAGAGAUCUCUUCGUUUUUUUGUUUGCAUUUUUCGGCAUAUUUUUAUGUAAACAUGGGUUACGGCAUAGUUGAGACAACCAAUUACCUCCUGUUCACGAACCCGGUCAGUGAAGGUGUUUUCACAGGACUAUCAGCAGUCGCUAGAGGAUUAGGAAUUACACCGAAGGGCUCAUCAGACAAGCAAAUGGCGUCGGCUCCAAUCAAAGCUGCAACAAAAUAUCCUUUAUACGAUUUAGCUGGACAUAAUUUACUGUUUAUACGAAUUGCCGGUGUCAGCGGAGCGUCGGCGAUAGCCAUUAAUGCCUAUUUCACGCAUUAUCACAGAUCCAAUCCACACAAAGACAAAGAACUGAAAAAGAUAUUUGAAAAGACGAACCAAUUCCAUUUGAUCCAUUCGCUGGCACUGCUCGCUGUUCCAUUAGUGCGUCGUCCGUGGCUGACCGGUUCGAUGAUGAUCACAUCGAUGGUACUGUUCUGUGGCAGUGGCUACUAUCAUGCAAUCACUGGCAAUUCCAAAUAUCGUAAUGUGGCCGUCAUUGGGAAUUGCUUUUUGUUCGUUUCGUGGUGGACGAUGCUGUUUUAAUUGAUUGAAUUUUAAGAGGCGACUGAUUUUUUGUAGACCAGCCAGCUAGUCACAAAUCGAAACUACUUGAUUCUCAUUGCAAAAGGAAACUUUUCUUUGUAAAUACACAGGCCGAGACAACGGCA